Molecule: messenger RNA, 1390 nt
Organism: Oryza sativa Japonica Group (Japanese rice)
Lineage: Eukaryota; Viridiplantae; Streptophyta; Magnoliopsida; Poales; Poaceae
Product: inorganic pyrophosphatase 2
Molecular function (GO): phosphatase activity
Source: RefSeq, a predicted model, not a curated record
AGAGAAGAAGAAAUUAAAUCGAUCUCUUCGUCAGCAAUAAUGCGGACGCCAUCACGGCGCAUUAGCUAGAUACUGCUGCUAGCUUUUGCCGAUCGAUCCGAGCUAUAAAUACAUGGCCGCCAUGGCGAUCGUUCGACGCAGCAGCAGCAAGAAGAAGACGCGACGACGUAGCUAGCUAGAUCGAGAGAUCAAUGGCGGCGAGCGGCGGCGGCAAUGGCGUGGUGGUGGUGUUCGACUUCGACAAGACCAUCAUCGACUGCGACAGCGACAACUGGGUCGUCGACGCGCUCGGCGCCACCGCCCGCUUCGACGACCUCCUCUGCCGCCUCCCCUGGAACUCCGCCAUCGACGCCAUGAUGGGGGAGCUGCACGCGGAGGGGAGGACGGUGGAGGAGGUGGCGGCGAGCCUGAGGGCAGCGCCGCUGUCGCCGCGCGUGGCGGCGGCCGUCGAGACGGCGCGCGCGCUCGGGUGCGAGCUCAGGGUGCUCAGCGACGCCAACGCCUUCUUCGUCGGCGCCGUCCUCGACCACCACGGCCUCGCCGGCUGCUUCUCGGCGGUCGACACCAACCCGGCCGCCGUCGACGCCGACGGCCGCCUCCGGAUCCUCCCCUACCACGGCCUCCCCGGCCAUGGCUGCCCCCUCGCCACCUGCCCUCCCAACAUGUGCAAGGGCAAGGUCAUGGAGAGGAUCAUCGACGAGCUAUCCUGCGGCUGCGGUGGCGCGCUGGCGGCGAGGAGGAGGAGGGUGGUGUACGUCGGCGACGGGAGAGGCGACUACUGCCCGUCGCUGAAGCUGACGGAGAUGGACUACGUGAUGCCGAGGAAGGGGUACCCGGUGUGGGACCUCAUCGCCGGCGGCGACCGCGCCGCCGUCCGGGCCGACGUCCGCGAGUGGGCGGACUUCGAGGACCUCGAGGCGGUGCUGCUCGGCAUCGUCGCCGAGUGCCUCACGUCGGAACACGACGACGCCGACGACGAUGGCGGCGAGGCGGCGCCGCCGGCGGAGUGCCGUGCGCUGCCGGCGACGCUGGCUUCCGGUCAGGAGGCAAUUCUGCCCAAGGCAGUUCACGUGCCUAAUUGACUGGGCCAGAUGAUAGAUUAACGAACUAGUAUUAAUUAAUUAAUUAAUUAAUUAAUUAAUCAAACAUGCUUAAGUAAUUAUAUAUUCAGUAAUAAACUUCACCUGUGUUGUUGCAAGAUGGUGUGAGGUGGAUCAUGUAAGAGAUCCCCAUUAUAUUGUGCUUUAGCUUCACCAAAUGGAAGUGUUUUGGUUUGGUGAAUGGUGUGAGAUACAUUCAGGGUAACUGAAAUUGCGACACCAUUGUAAGAACGCCUGAAAAUUCAUUCUACUGGUAGAAAUUGAUAUUGGUCUUUUUGAUAUCAAAUUCA